Messenger RNA from Nicotiana tabacum (common tobacco), 1059 nucleotides. The record is from RefSeq and is a predicted model, not a curated record. NCBI's taxonomy places the organism in Eukaryota, Viridiplantae, Streptophyta, Magnoliopsida, Solanales, Solanaceae.
AUGGGUUAUGCAGCUGUGAUUUCUCUAAUUCAAACUUUGAAGCAGGUCAUGCAACAAAAGCCACGUUGGGUAAUUGGUGAUACAAGAAAAAUGGUGGAAUCACUCCUUGAUAGUGUUGGAUAUUUCCAAAACUUUCUUGAGAGUAGUUGCAAUAUUAGAAGGCAAGACUCAUGUAAACAACAGUUUGAGGAGUUAGAGAGAGAGAUAAGAAUUGCAGUGAAUGAAGCAGAGAAUGUGAUUGAACUAAAUAUAUAUGAAUUUAAUCAAUUGGAACGUUGUCGUUCAAGACUUGGAUUGUCACGCCAGCCUAUAUGUGACGAUUUGCCUCCACUUUUAGAAAAGAUUGAUGCUGUGAAGAGGAAGAUCUUGAUGCAAAAUAGUAGUAUUAUUAGUAGUACAAAAGUGGAUUCUUUGCUAGGUCUUGAUUCAUCAUCUAGACAUAUUGUAAAUAUGAGUCUAGAAAAUGUUGUCGUGGGUCUUGAAGACGACUUGAUGAAAAUCAUGAGACGACUAAUAGGGCCACCAUGUGGUCGAGAAGUUGUCUCAAUUUUGGGCAUGGCCGGUAUUGGCAAGACAACUCUUGCUAAAAAAGCAUACCAUCAUCCUGAAAUCAGGAAUCGCUUUGACAUCCAUGUUUGGGUAACGAUAUCUCAAGAAUAUCGAAUUAGAGAUUUAUGGUUGAGCAUUCUUUCUUGUAUUCCUCACAUUAGUGAGACUUAUCCAAUGGAUGUGAGAGAUGAGAUUAACGAAAGUACUGACAAUCAGCUGAUGGAUAUGAUAUACAAAAAGUUAAAGUGUCGGAGGUACCUUGUUGUCAUGGAUGAUAUUUGGAGUAAGGAAAUCUGGGAUCUUAUGACAAGAAUUUUUCCUGAUGAUAACAAUGGGAGUCGAAUUAUUUUGACUAGUAGGCACGAACAGGUCGCUAAGCAUGCAGAUCCCGAUAGCAAACCUCAUAAGAUGAGCCUCUUGAAUUCGGAUAAUAGUUGGAAGUUACUUAAGGGCAAGGUGUUUGGUGUAGAACAUGUAUGUCCUCCUGAAUUAGAAGAUAUCGGAAAGCAA